Messenger RNA from Cantharellus anzutake, 1284 nucleotides. RefSeq lists its product as uncharacterized. NCBI's taxonomy places the organism in Eukaryota, Fungi, Basidiomycota, Agaricomycetes, Cantharellales, Hydnaceae. Bases 218 to 1138 code for a protein of 306 amino acids. The transcript is spliced from 3 exons. The record is from RefSeq and is a predicted model, not a curated record.
UCCGUUAUUUAGGCAACGAAAUGCUUCGGUUCCGAUCACAGAUAGUGGAACGACCUCAAAGUCAUCCCCUGUUGGUGUGGAGGCCCGGGUCCCCACUCUGCAACCAGUCGUGGCUCCUCCUCAAGCGCCUUCAACUCCAGUUCAACGAGGGGAUCGGCCUUCUGAGCGCAGAGGGCCCGGCAGGCCGCGCAAAUAUGAAACUUCUGAAGAAAGACGCAUGGCAAGGACUUUCCAGACCCGCGCUCGCCGAGAACGGGCCAAACUACUGGCUAUACAACAAAAACAACAGAUAGAGGGUCAUCUCAAUGAUAGGGAAAACGUCGUUAAAGAUGAGGAUAUUGAUGACACUGGCCCAGGUUCCGCACCCACUGCUACCGCUUUCACACAACAAAAUGUGGGGAAGACUCUGUUUCCGUCCCCCCCGCCACGAGAGAUUACCGCGUCGCCACUGUCAUUAGCAUCACCCCGACCGGGACGGGUCAAUUUACCCCUUAUCAGCCGCCAGUCCACAACGAGUUCCAAUGCCAGCACGAUGAUAGGUCCUUCCACGUCUUCUCGACGCAUGUCACUUCAAUCGAUCCUCCAUCCAUCGAACGAAGACCCAAUGUCGAAAUUACAUCACGCCACUCCCCCUCCGACACUGCCAGGCGUUGGUGCGGGUCUUACGUCGCCAUCGAAUGUCGUCCUUCCCCCCUUGGUUCGGUCUCCAUACUCUUCAUCGCCAGAGAUUCCUCGGUACCCAAGUGCUGGGGCAACAUCACCGCACUCAUCGUUUGGUAAUCCCCCCUCUGCGAUGAAUGGCCCAAGUCCCAACCUCAGGCUCGCCGCAGCUGGGUACCCUCUAACUUCCCCCUUUCUCACGCAUUUCAACGCAACUACUGCCUCGCCUUCUCGUGCCAUUACUAGUCUGGAUGAAGCACUUGCUGAAGUAGGUAGGUUGCGGGACAUGUACAAAGCCUCAUUCGAGUACAUCGAGGUUUUGGAAAGAGCCAAUGAGGAAUUGAGGAGACUUGGGAGUUUGAGUCCCACAAUCAGUACGACCAGUGCGGGGACGAGUUUGAGCAGUCGGACGACGACAACGAACCCCUCGAUGUCGCCAAUCUCGCCAAAGUCGUCCAUCAGGGGGUAUUGCAGGUGACGAGGUCGAUCAUGAUCGAUAAGUCUAACUUUAUCCUAACGAGCUGCUAACGACGCAAGGAAUUGCAUGACUGCGCUGUUAUUUCUGACACGGGUGUCGAUGAACGGCCAGUCUGGCAAGCCAGCACGCCACAGCCCAAUUCUUCG